CUAAUUCGAAACUUCGAAUGUCAUCAUGUUCGUGGCAUGGCUUCGUUUUGACUGACAGUUGUUUCACACACAAAGAAGGCUCAAAGCCUCGAGAGCCUACCAUCCUUCCUGUGCAAGCGGAUGCAUGCCGGAAUGGCAUCAUGCUUGCUCCUCAGCAACUCCCGGACGUUACGUGCAUACUUUCUUAUUUGAUGAACUUCCACGAAUCUGAUCUACACUGCUGGGUUCCAACUUUGAUGCACCAUGAAGGAUUGUCUGUUGACAGAGAGCAUGUUGAUAAAAAAGAUGGGAGCUAUCUACAUGACGAUGAUUUUAUCGGCAUUUUGGACAGCCACAGGAGUGCAAUUUACAGGGGAGAUUUCUGAGAUCCAUACAAACACAGACCCUCUGCAACUGGGGAAACCACGUUUGCAAAUUGUCGAAGACAAGCCUUUUAAAAUAGCGCUUAUGGCAGACCUUCAUUAUGGAGAGAAUGCAUGGACCGAUUGGGGCCCUCAGCAGGAUGUAAACUCCACCUGUGUUCAGGAGUGCAUCCUCGAAGUCGAAAGGCCAGACUUUGUCAUCUACUUGGGUGAUCAGGUUACUGCAAACAAUAUUCUGGCAGCGAAUUCCUCGAAGUAUUGGGUACAAUUGAUGGACCCUGUAACUAAGCGCGCUAUACCUCAUGCUUCAGUGCUUGGCAACCACGACGACGCCUUCAUGGAAUAUGACAACAGCUGGUUUGGACCUUCUGGAAUUCCUGGUCUUCCUGCUGACGACGUAGGUUACUACCAUAGCACCACACGAGAAGAGUUGACGAACCUGGAACAGACAAUGGACACUUCGUUGACUCAAGCGGGACCCAAAGCUCUGUGGCCGAGCAUGUCCAACUAUGUGCUUCCGAUCCGCUCACAAAAGUCUCCGGGCAGUGUGGCCGUUCUUCUCUACUUCUUGGAUUCUGGCGGUGGAUCAUAUCCCGAGCUUCUUUCCGCAGCUCAGAUAGCUUGGUUCAAAACCACAGCAAACAGCAUGAAUCCGUCUGACAGAAUUCCGGAACUUAUUUUCUUUCACAUACCGACUGUAACCCAUGAGAAGAUUGGGCCUAAGCCAAAGAGGAGAAUAGAUUUGCCGUGCGUUGGAUCCAUCAAUCUCGAGGCGGUUGCUCCUCAGGUUCAAGAUGGAGGGAUGGUGGAAGAGCUCACAAAACGAUCGUCUGUGAAGGCUGUAUUUUCUGGCCACAACCACGGUCUGGACUGGUGUUGUCCUCACCAGAGUUUGUGGUUAUGCUUCGCUCGGCACACAGGUUACGGUGGCUACGGAACUUGGACAAGGGGAUCUCGAAUUUUGGAGCUGGUCGAAGAGCCCAAUUUUGGACUGAGGUCCUGGAUCAGGCUGGAGACUGGCGAGGUCGCAGCUGAAGUCAAUCUCGUCUGACUUCUUGUACUAUGAGGAACAAUCAGCUCCAUGAUUGCAAGAAAAAGAAGGAAGGUCCGAAAGUAAAAACCUCAUCCAUUUUGUUGCUUUCUGUUCCUUUGUCGGUCCUUUCCAUCUCCCUGGGACUACAUCUUCUCUAGUUCCUCAAAGUCAAAAGCUAUGAAGGGCAGAGGAAAUAUCAAACGAUGUGCAAGUCACAUAUCCUUGACUUCUGAUGAGCCCUUGGUCCUUGUACAGGUCAGGGGUCCCUUAGCCCUACCACGAUCUGAAUGGAAAUCCAAUAGAAACCCGACGUCUUCUUGGAUGUGCUUGUUUAGAACAUAAGAAGUACAAAUUACUUGGACGCUCAUGCACAAGAAUCGGAGGGGAUGGAUGCUACCACCAUGGCGGUUGCUUCGUCCGUAGACUCAAGUACAUAAACUCUCAAUGUUUGUAUAUAUAUUCCUGCUUCAAGGCAGAAACGUGUGUAUAAGGUGAAUGCUCGUAACCAAGUGUUAUUUUUCGCCACGUACUUCCCGUCCGCUGUACAUCUCUGCCUAAACGAAUGAGGAGUGCCAAUGCUUGCAAGCGGUAUGGGGCUGACCCAGGAAAACACCUUCAGAACCGAGAGAUCUAUCGAGUCCUUGUUCAAAUUUGAACAAGCCAGCAAGCAACUCCAAAUUUGGAUCCACUGCAACGUAUAUCGUCUUCAACUAUUAUCGCAAUGGUCUCAGAACUUAAUUCUGACCGAUUGGAGGCGACGGGGGUCAUCCUAACAUGGCUUCGGAUCGUAUCAGCAUCUCGGCAAGGAAAGAACCCAACAAGAAAGAGGAUAACUACGAGAACUCCACACUCUCCAAAAAACCCGUCUGAAACAUGAACAGACUAGACCCGGGAAUCCAGCGACUGUUUCCGGAACUCAAUGGUAUGAAUUUCCUGCAUCUUCAAAAUUCGGCAUCUCACACAUCACACCAUGAGAGUAAGCUCUAGAGAAACACCUAUAGAGGCUUUCCCUUAUCUUUUGAACUUGAAACGCAGUCGAGAAAAGCAAAGUUCAUAAUGAGCAAAUGACAAUCUUCUCUAUUCCGACUUCAUGCACGAACUUAUA
Messenger RNA from Marchantia polymorpha subsp. ruderalis, 2500 nucleotides. The record is from the annotation of a GenBank genome assembly. Lineage: Eukaryota; Viridiplantae; Streptophyta; Marchantiopsida; Marchantiales; Marchantiaceae.